GAGAGAGGAGACGCGAGCCAAUCGCAGCCCGUGACCUCUCCUCGUCCCUCCGGGCCGGCCCGCGAGACUACAGCUCCCAGCAUGCCGUGCGGGGCACGCGCCGGCGUCCGGCGAUGGCAACGAGAGGCACUGGUGAGACCAAUACUGGAAUACUGCAUCCAGGUCUGGUGUCCACGUUUUAAAAAGGAUGCUGAAAAACUGGAGAGGGUGCAGAAAAAAGCCAGGAAAAAAAGCUUUGAGGUCUGGAGAAAAUGUCUUAUGUGCAAUAAUGCAGGUGUGCUGGCUAGUGAGGAAAGAUAAAUGCUGUCAGCGAAUCAAACUGCCACACUUAAAAACAGUAGUGAUAGGGCGUGGCCCAGAGACGGAGAUCACAGACAAGAAGUGUUCACGGCAACAGGUGCAGCUAAAAGCAGACUGUAAUAAAGGGUAUGUCAAGAUCAAACAGAUGGGCGUGAACCCAGCCAGUGUUGAUUUGGUGGAUAUUGGCAAGGAUGAAGAAGUGAAGCUGAAACCAGGACAGGUUCUACAUCUUGUGAAUAAACUUUACCCCUAUACUGUACAAUUCUUGGAAGUCACAGGGGUGUCUGACGCACUAGCAGAAGGGAAGACAAAAGCAAACAAGAGGCCAUACGUAGAUUCAGGGAAUAGUAACAUGGAAAACAUGUCUGAAAAAAGUAUGAAAAUGGAGCAACGAGACUUGCCAGAUGGUAGUUCAAGCUGCAAGCCAAACAAUACCAGUAAUUCUUCCUCCUCUCCCCAUGACAGCUCUUCCAGCCACAAGGAACAUUUAGGACAUUGGAGUCAAGGUCUGAAGAUCUCCAUGCAAGACCCAAAAAUGCAGGUUUACAAAGAUGAAAGGGUUGUAAUCAUUAAGGAUAAAUAUCCCAAAGCUCGUUACCACUGGCUAAUCUUACCCUGGGACUCCAUCUCCAGUCUAAAAUCCGUAACAAAAGAGCAUCUUGAAUUACUAGAACAUAUGCAUGCUGUUGGGGAAAAGCUGAUCCAACAAUGCCUGGAUAAAGAUAGCCUGGAGUUCAGAUUGGGUUAUCAUGCAAUUCCCAGCAUGAGUCACAUACAUCUCCAUGUAAUCAGCCAGGAUUUUGAUUCUCCUUGCCUUAAAAACAAAAAGCACUGGAAUUCUUUUACUACAGAAUACUUCUUAAACUCUCAAGAUGUGAUAGAGAUGGUAAAGACCAAAGGAAAAGUUCUGGUUAAAGAUGGGACCUCUGCGCUCCUCAAGUUGCCUCUCAGAUGUCACGUGUGCAAGCAACACCAGUCUACCAUCCCACAGUUAAAGGAACAUCUCAAGAAACAUUGGCCAGAAUAACUGUACAGAUCACUGUGUGAAAUCUGAUCCAUCUAAAGCUAAACACUUUUUGUCGAGUUGCAUAGAUUUUUGUUUUAGCUGAAUUACAGGUUUAACACUGGGAAGGUUCCUCGCUAGUACAAUCAGCAUACGACUGACACUUUUGUAACUUCUUUUUAGAAUACAAAUAAAGCAGCCUCAAGUUCA
Messenger RNA from Chelonia mydas (Green sea turtle), 1513 nucleotides. RefSeq names its product aprataxin (gene APTX). The coding region runs from base 188 to 1327 and encodes 379 amino acids. Gene Ontology annotation, cellular component: nucleus. Gene Ontology annotation, biological process: single strand break repair; double-strand break repair. Gene Ontology annotation, molecular function: single-stranded DNA binding; protein binding; single-strand break-containing DNA binding. The transcript has 9 exons. The record is from RefSeq and is a predicted model, not a curated record. NCBI's taxonomy places the organism in Eukaryota, Metazoa, Chordata, Testudines, Cheloniidae.